AUGGAGGUUGUGAAAAAGGAGAUACUGAAGCUCCUUAGUGUGGGUAUUAUUUACCCAAUUUCAGACAGUCAAUGGGUGAGUCCUGUUCAGGUAGUGCCAAAGAAGUUUGGAAUCACAGUGGUAAAGAACGAUGAAAAUGAGCUGGUACCAAAAAGAAUGCAAACCGGGUGGCGAGUUUGUAUAGACUACCGAAAGUUGAAUGCGGCAACUCGUAAAGAUCACUUUCCUUUUCCUUUCAUUGAUCAGAUGCUUGAGAGGUUAGCGGGUCAUCCUUAUUAUUGUUUUCUUGACAGCUAUUCGGGAUAUAAUCAGAUUGUUAUAGCUCCUGAAGAUCAAGAGAAGACAACCUUCACAUGCCCUUUUGUCAAGGGAAUAGAGGUUGAAAAGGCAAAGAUUGAUUUGAUUCGUUCUCUACCAUCUCCGACUAGUGUGAAAGAAAUCGAGUUUAAUGAAAAGUGUUUAGUGGCUUUCAACUUAUUAAAAGACUCUUUGACUACAGCUCCUAUAAUUCAGCCACCAAAUUGGGAGCUACCUUUUGAGCUCAUGUGUGAUGCAAGUGACUAUGCUGUGGGUGCUGUUCUUGGGCAGCGAGUUGACAAGCUUCCUCAUGUUAUAUAUUAUGCUUCUCGCACUCUUAAUGAUGCUCAACUUAAUUAUUCCACCACUGAAAAAGAGCUCUUGGCAGUCAUUUUUGCCUUGGAAAAGUUUUGGUCAUACUUGAUUGGAACUAAAGUGAUUGUUUAUACCGACCAUGCUGCUCUUCGCUAUCUAUUGGCAAAGAGAGAAGCCAAGCCUCGGCUGAUUCGGUGGAUUCUACUUCUUCAAGAGUUUGAUUUGGAGAUAAAAGAUAAAAAGGGUUCUGAGAAUAGGGUGGUGGAUCACUUGAGUCGUCUUAUUCGGGAUGAAGAUAAUUUGCCCAUAGAAGAAAUUUUUUUGGAUGAGGAACUCCUCGCCAUGCAAGAAGUUAUUCCUUGGUGUGUACCUGAAUCUGAAUUUCGGUCCAUCCUUGCGUUUUGUCAUGCUUAUGCUUGUGGUGGACACUUUGGACCUAAGAGGACAGCUCGUAAGAUAUUCGACAAUGGUUUCUAUUGGCCCACAAUUUUCAAAGAUUCUUAUUCUUAUUUAGACUAUGUGUCUAAAUGGGUGGAAGCAAUUGCAACUAGAACGGAUAAUUCAAAAACAGUAGUGGAAUUCAUUCGCUCCAACAUUUUUGUGCGUUUUGGUACACCUAAGCCUAUACUUAGUGAUCGAGGCACUCAUUUUUGUAACAAGAGUAUAGAAGCAUUAUUUCGACGCUAUAGUGUAACUCACAAGGUGACAGUAUCUUAUCAUCCACAAGCCAACGGGCAAGCGGAGGUUUCUAAUCGUGAAAUCAAAUUGAUUCUUGAGAAAACUGUAAAUCCAAACCGGAAAGAUUGGAGAACAAUGCUUGAUGAGGCCUUGUGGGCGUAUCGUACGGCAUAUAAAACACCUAUCGGUAUGUCACCAUAUCGGUUGGUGUAUGGGAAGCCUUUCCAUCUACCGGUAGAGCUAGAGCAUAAGGCUCGGUGGGCUGUAAGGAAGUGUAACAUUGACAUGGUUGCUGUAGGACAACAACGAAUGCUUCAAUUGCAUGAGCUAGAAGAAAUACGCAAUGAAGCAUAUGAGAGCUCGAGAAUAUACAAGGAGAAAACCAAAGCUUUUCAUGACAAACAUAUUCUUCGAAAGAGUUUUGUGGAGGGUCAGAAAGUUCUCAUGUAUCACUCUCGCCUUAAACUUUUUCCUGGGAAGUUGAAGUCUCACUGGUUAGGUCCGUUCACUAUUACCAAGGUUUUUCCUCAUGGAGCGGUCGAAGUUGUAAGUCCAAGUACCGGAAAGUCAUUCAAGGUGAAUGGUCAGAGAUUAAAGUCAUAUUAUGAAUCAAUGGAGAAAGAACAAGCUGAUGUGAUUCACCUCAUUGACCCGGUAUAUGUCGAUGAAUGA
Messenger RNA from Humulus lupulus (European hop), 1962 nucleotides. RefSeq lists its product as uncharacterized. The transcript has 5 exons. Gene Ontology annotation, biological process: DNA integration. Bases 1 to 1962 code for a protein of 653 amino acids. Lineage: Eukaryota; Viridiplantae; Streptophyta; Magnoliopsida; Rosales; Cannabaceae. Gene Ontology annotation, molecular function: nucleic acid binding. The record is from RefSeq and is a predicted model, not a curated record.